Molecule: messenger RNA, 1200 nt
Organism: Lathyrus oleraceus (garden pea)
Lineage: Eukaryota; Viridiplantae; Streptophyta; Magnoliopsida; Fabales; Fabaceae
Product: inorganic pyrophosphatase 2
Exons: 2
Coding region: 79-978 (299 amino acids)
Molecular function (GO): phosphatase activity
Source: RefSeq, a predicted model, not a curated record
CUCUAUCUUGAAACAAACAAACAAAUGCCUCCCUCUUUCUUUUUUUAGCUUUAUAUUUCCUUAUAAAUAUAGUCUUCUAUGAUGUAUCCAAUUCAAGUCAAGAAGCAAUUUUGGGAGCAUUGCAAGACAAGCAGUUGUUUCUCAAAGAAAACAAUGUCUAAUAUUGUUAUUGUUUUCGACUUUGACAAAACCAUUAUUGAUUGUGACAGUGAUAACUGGUUGAUUGAUGAAUUAGGUUUCACUUAUUUGUUCAAUCAGCUCCUUCCCACAAUGCCUUGGAAUUCUGUCAUGGAUAGGAUGAUGAUGGAGUUUCACUCACAUGGUAUAACCAUUGAAGAUAUUGAAAAGGUUCUUCAUAGGAUUCCAAUUCAUCACAGAAUAAUACCUGCAAUCAAAUCAGCAUAUGCUUUAGGGUGUGAUUUGAGGAUUGUGAGUGAUGCGAAUAUGUUUUACAUUGAAACUAUUUUGAAGUAUUUGGGAAUAAAGGAAUACUUUUCAGAGAUCAACAGUAAUCCAGGUUAUGUUAAUCAACAAGGAAGGGUUAGAAUUUCACCUUAUCAUGACUUCAACAGAAACUCACAUGGUUGUACUAAUCCAUGCCCUCCAAACAUGUGUAAGGGUUUAAUCAUUGAUAGAAUCCAAGAUACAGUUAGUGAAUUGGAUAACAAGAAGUUCAUCUAUCUUGGUGAUGGUGCUGGUGAUUACUGUCCUAGCUUGAGACUUAGAGAAAGAGACUUUGUGAUGCCAAGGAAGAAUUAUCCAGUUUGGGAUUUGAUAUGCAAAGAUCCUUCACUUGUUAAGGCUGAAAUUCAUGGUUGGUGUGAUGGAGAAGAGCUUGAACAAGUUUUGAUGAAGUUGAUCAACAAAAUAAUGAUGGAUGAGCAUGCUCAAUACAUUGCAUCUGAUUGCAAUCUACAAACUCUUCCCAUUCCUGUACUUGAGUCCUUGCCUAAUCCUUGCCGUAUACUAUUAGCUUAGAAUCAUUGCAAAUGUGUUUUAAAGUAAUUGUAGGUUUUUUGUAUCUCUUCUUUUGAUGAAAGUUUAUGAACCAAUGUUAAGAUUUCUGAUAUUGGUUUUCUGCAUAUUAGUAAUUGUAACUCAUAAUCUAUGUGUAGUUAGAGCUGAAUUUGAUUAUGUAUGCAGUGAGACUCAAAUCUAUAAAUGGCCAUUCAAUUACUUAAAGACUAGGGGAAAUUUGAA